Pseudo-nitzschia multistriata is the source of this 2574-nucleotide messenger RNA. NCBI's taxonomy places the organism in Eukaryota, Bacillariophyta, Bacillariophyceae, Bacillariales, Bacillariaceae. The record is from the annotation of a GenBank genome assembly.
GGUCUAGUAGCAAAGGUACGUGGUAAAAUCUUCAAUGAUGAUCGUCCCUGUGUGGAGUGAGGAGUGCCUCGGCAGUUUCCAAUGGAUUCAAAAUCGGAAGGUAGAUACGGUCCUUCGGUAGUACGAGGAUGUACGUACCGUAUCAGAUGCUGUACAUUGUACUUUGUACUACUAAUCCUUACUUUACCCGUACUCGUACCGGUACGUAUCGUACAACUUGCCACUUGCCACUCGGCACUCGGCACUCGGUACGAUAGCAAUCGAAUGACGAGAGAGCAAUGACGCACACAACACUUAAAACUUGUUGACACCCGUGUUUUUUUUUAAUUCUCCACCCUUGACUAGUUGACACCAACAUGAGAAUCAAAAUGCCCGACCACAGGCUCGAUUUGCCAAAUGUGCCUUCUUCAGUGACUCACAGCAAUUUUGAGUCGAAUGGAAUGAACCGAAUCAAUCCACCAACAUCAGCACCAACAGUUGCAUUCCCAUCUAACGUGUAARAAGAAGGAGUUCCCGUCAGAGUAGCAUCGGUCGGGUUCAGCACAUGUUUUGAAGCGUUGUAAGUGCGUUCAAUACCGAAAAGUGUGAGYGUGAAUACGAGAGCGAACAAAAAUACCCGUCACAACGCGCCCGGAGCAAAUCAAAAAAGGGAGGAGUGCAGGGAAGGUCAAGGACACACAGCAGCAAGAACUGUAACAGCAACAGUACUGCAACAACAAUAUUGUAACAAUGACAGGCGUCCGUCGUUCGAAGACGAAACGAGAGAGGACGGCGACGUUUCUAGUGCUCGGUGGCAUCGGUCUUCUGGGCAACCUGACAAAUUCGGGGGUGCGAUGUUUUGCCAUCGGCAACAAUGAGAAGCACCACAUGCGGCACCAUCCGAACAGUUCGACGAAUGCGCCACUCUCGAAAAGGAGACGGCAGAACAGCAUCAUCAACAACAGCAACAAUCUAUACCAUUCGAAAUCCCUGGCGAAUCCGAGUGUUGUCGGGCACACCAAUGGCCACGACGACGGCAUGUACCCUUGCCGCGGAGGCCACGCGCUUCGAGCGACGAGGCAGGCGGGAAGCGCCGACGGAGAAAACAUCCCGGACGCUUCUGCGAUGGAUGGAGCCAAAAAGCCCGAGCAGGGCCUCUGGCCGUGCAUGGACAAAAUGGACAAGGAGCUCAUCAAAAUCUCCCUGCCCGUCAUUGGCAACUACGCGAUCGGACCGCUGAUAGGCGCCGUCGAUUUGUUCUGGGUCAACCGAAUGGGGAACGCCCUAGCCGUUGCGGGGCAGGCCGCGGCCAACCAGGUCUUCUCGUCUGCCUUUUGGUUUGUUUCCUUCUUGCCCAGCGUGACCGCCACCCUGGUCGCCAAGCAGCACGCCAAGGGAAACAAGGAGGCGACGCAGGACGCCAUCUGCCAGGCCCUUUUUGUGGGAUUUUUCAUCGCCCUGAUCGGAACCCCCGCMAUGUUUUUCAGAGCCGACGGAGCCCUGUCGUCCGUCCUCCCGAAGGGGGCACCGGCCAUGGCCUAUGCCAAGCCCUACCUGAUGAUUCGAGCCUUUGCGUUCCUGCCGUCGCUGAUUUCCCUGGUCGGCUUUAGCGCCUUUCGGGGGAUCCUGGACACCAAGACCCCCGUGAAGAUCAGCGCGUUUGCCAACGUGUUCAACGCCCUGUUGGACCCCAUAAUGAUCUUCACCCUGGCCAUGGGCGUCCCGGGGGCCGCCAUGGCCACGCUGGCCGCCGAGGUCAUCUCGGCGCUGAUUUAUCUCGGGCUCCUGCGGAAAAAGCAGUUGAUAUCCUGGGGGAAACUGGUGCGGCCCCCGUCGUGGGCCAGCCUCAAGCCGCUGGUCAAGGGGGGUGCCGCGCUGCAGCUGCGCAAUUUGUCGCUCAACCUCACCUUCCUGGCGGUGGCCCGGGUGACGCAGUCCAUCGACCAGAGCGGGGUCGCCGCGGCGGCGCACGCCAUGGCGAUCCAGACCUUUCAGAUCGGAGGGAUCGUCCUGCUGGCCCUGUCGACGGUGGCGCAGAUCAUGGUCCCCAACGCGAUGGUCGAGCGCGUCGACGAGGAAACCAAGGCCAGCGUCGGUGGAUUGAUGCACGCCAAGGCCACCGCCAACCGGUUGAUGGGAUGGGGCUUUGUGCUGGGGUGUGCCCUGGGGUCGCUCCAGAUACUGCUGCUGCCGGCCAUGUUCAAGGCGACCCCGCUGCAGGAGGUCCGGGACGCGGCCAAGCUCCCCGCCGUCAUUGCGAGCGUCCUGCAGAUCAUCAACGGACUCGUCUUCAUCGGGGAAGGAAUCAUGAUCGGGACGGGGUCCUUUCUGCAGCUGUCCCUGAGCACCCUGACGGCCACGCUGGGGUGCCUCUGGGCCCUCUGGUUCUUUCCACCAAAGGUGGGACUCACGGGCGUCUGGUUGGGUUUCGGCGUCUUCAACCUCAUCCGACUGGCGGGGGUCUACAUUCAUCAAAAAAUCAAUGGACCUCUGUCUCUGCGAAAAAUUGCAGCGAAGGUCAAGACGACCUAGAAUCUCAAUCUUGCCCUAUCCUAGAACUCUCUUAAGUUUGGUUAUUAAAGCUAUUUACAAUCA